CCCCUUUUCAGUGAGAGCAUCCCCCCAACAAUACGCCAAAAGAAAGUCAAUUAGUAGUAAAAACAUCUGGUCGAGGAGCCAACAGCUCCAAGUACAGCCACUAAACGAAAAUUUAUUGGGUGCGGGGGCAGCAACAGUAAGAAGCAAGCAGCUGGAGGAACAGACGACUGGCACUAAAAACAACGCAAGUGGAGCCAAUGAGGGAAUACCCUGCCUAACGCUACGGCCUGAGGUACCGAUUAGUCUAUCGAUUAGUCUAUCCAUCAACAAUCGAAGCGGUCAGCACGUGGAACAGCGAACAAAAACGGAAUAAUUAAAAGCACCAAGAACCAAUUUAAGAAAUUGUUGAAAAUGUCUUUGUCAAAGCAGAACAGCAAGGCCACCAACAAGAAAUCGGACCUGCAAGUGGAAAACUUUCCAGCCUGUGCCGUCGAGGCCCUGGCUCGCAUAGAAACUCUUAUUGCUGGCGGAAAUAAUCAGAAUUUGGUAAUGCAAAUUAUUUCGAAAUAUAUUUUCUUGGAGCGCAGCAAGGAUGGAGACGGGCGUAAGUCCCAGGCCCAGGCCCAGGCCCAGCCAACUAGCCAGUUGAACGUAUUUAAGGAGUUUCAAUUGACAAUUGCGCUGAUUGAAUACUUUUCGAAGCCGGGAUCAAAACUGAAUGCCACGUACAAUGUGAUAUUUCUAUCGCUCUUUGGCAGCCACCUGACACCCGAGCGCACCAGGCUGCUGUGCAAAGUCAUAAGCCUGGCCAUUUCGGGCGCCGUCUCUGGCGUGCUCUUCUCGGCCGGCGUGUGGCUGCAGCAAGUGGGCUGCAAGACCCCAACGGGUCUGGAAAUCGCACAAUGCAUUGUCACCGAUUUCAUAUUGUUUGCGCGCAAGCCAUCGGAGACACUGAAGCAAUUGCCGAUGAUUGCCCCGCAGUUUGCGGCCAACUUUGUGACUGCCGUGGCCGAGCUGUAUCUGAAUGAGCAGCGAUCGGCCGCACUGACACCGCCACCGGUUGCUCUCUUGAAUGUGAUCACCGAAUGGAUGACUGAGUGCCCAGCCUUGUGCGAAGCAUCGCAGCAGUUCCUCGCGGGCCUCUUGCGUUGGGCUGUACUUGCGCCAUUGGUGUCCAAGCGGCCCGCAUAUAGCCAAUUGCAUUUAUCGAUACUUAAAUUGCUCCAGAAACAUCCAGCCAGUGGCGAGUCGAGCGCUCUACACAUCCAGGACUUGAUGCAGAUCUAUCAGUCGUUGCAGAACUUUUGCGCUCGUUUAACUGGAGCCGGUGUGGAUCCGCCGACCAGUGAGGCGUAUCAAAAGUGCAUGGAACGCUUCGCCCAGGCUGUGCAGAUCGCCAUUUACUCCAAACGCAUCCCAAAUCCGAUGCAGCUGCUGUGCACACUGAAGCUGCUGCCGAGCCACAAGCUCAUGAAUAUCGUUAUAGCUGCUCACAAGAAGUAGUGUAGCUUUAUUUAGUUUCUGGUUUAAAUAAAUGCAAACAAUUUUGGCAGCUCUUGGAAGCUGAUUGAUUUU
This is a messenger RNA of Drosophila obscura, 1515 nucleotides long. RefSeq lists its product as uncharacterized. Lineage: Eukaryota; Metazoa; Arthropoda; Insecta; Diptera; Drosophilidae. The transcript has 3 exons. Bases 352 to 1443 code for a protein of 363 amino acids. The record is from RefSeq and is a predicted model, not a curated record.